Molecule: messenger RNA, 378 nt
Organism: Oikopleura dioica
Lineage: Eukaryota; Metazoa; Chordata; Appendicularia; Copelata; Oikopleuridae
Source: the annotation of a GenBank genome assembly
AUGCUUCGAGUGACCGAGCGCGGCGCAGGCGUCACCCUAGACAUCACUUCUCUCACCUCCGACGAUCUUUACGAGGCUGUCACAAGGGUUAUCGAAGACUACUCCUUCACUGAGAACGCGCGGUCGAUGAGCCGCAUCCAUCGGGACAAGGCGAUGACGCCGCUCGAAGCCGCAGUUUUCUGGAUCGAGUACACGAUAAGAACCAAAGGCGCGUUUCACUUGCGUCCAGCUGCGCACAACUUGUACUGGUACCAGUACUUGAUGCUCGACUCGAUAGCGUUAAUAUUUGCUGUCUUAUACGUCCUCUAUAGAUUUCUUCCGACGACGUUACGGUUUAUCUUUAGUAGUAGUUUAAGACUAAAACUGAAAACCGAGUAA